UUUCUACGGGUCGACCCAUUGGUGAUUUAUUAUUCUUUCCCUUCUUAUCCUUUCAGCUCCUCACGACCACAUGUUAACUCUUCAUUCUCUCUUUGACAAAAAACACAAACCAAGCUUUGCUGUGGGUGGUCUUCAAGCUCCCACAUACCCAUCUUCAAAUCUAUCAAAUUUUCAACAAGUGAACUAGGCAUGGAAGGAGUAGGUGAUGAAAUCAGCUAUCAUCAUUACACGAAAGAUCUUGAACUUGGCAUCUUAUAGUCAUCUAUUCCAUUGUUCUAAAGUUGAAAUCAAGGCUGGGUAUCUCGAAUUUGAACAAAUUCCACUCUAACGGAGCUGUAUAACAACUGGGUAACCUUGAAUUGCAGGACUUGGUUGUCCAAGCAAUGGCUUCGAAAGGGACCAGAGAAGACAAUUAUGAAGGCAAGCAAAAAAGUAUCACCAAACGCUCAUUUGCAUUGGCGGAAGCACUAAGUCAAGCCACUGAAAAGAAUGCCUCGGCCUUCAUGAAUAGAAUAACACAACGAGUCCUGAAUGAAGGUGGGGUACGUCAACUUGGCCCAAGUUUCCAGAGUGAUAUACCGGCUGAUGUGGAAAAAAUUUUGAGCCAGCAUGAAGUGGAUGAUUCUAGCUAUUUCAGUGAUGGAAAAGCAUGGGGAGCAUGGGGAACAAAACCAGGAAAAUGGCCUGGUGAAACGGCCAACUGGAUUCCGUGGGUAGAACGAGUCGAGAAGCGAUUUGGGGAAAUAUGGAAACGACUUGGGAUCUAUGACGCCAUCAAGCUGUCCACCAUUACUAUUCCUUGUGACCGCUCCUUGCUGGUUGCUGCUAUGUGUUUUUGGAGUUCUCAAACAAACUCUCUGGAGCUUCAGUUUGGUGCACUUAGUCCGACCUUGAUUGAUAUAGCGGCCAUUAUAGGCCUGCCGCCAUAUGGGCAAGUGGUGGACAUUGUAUUUGCAGAAGGAAAGUUUGACAUUGAUCUUGGUGGUGAGCUAAGAGAUCGAAGUAAGGGCAGACCAGCCGUUGCCAAUUAUAAUACAUGGAUUGAGGUGUUUAACAGCGGCUUGGGAAAUAAGUCACUUUAUAGUAUUGGCAGUGCAGAAGAGAAAGAGGAAAACCAGCAGGAGACAAUGGAAGUAACUCAUGUAGAGCAUGCUGCGUUUCUUGCCUUUUGGAUAUGUAAGUACUUAGUGUGCACAACUUCUAAAAAAGUGAAUGUGGAGUACUACAAGUUGGCUGAAGCAUUAGCAAGUAAAGAAGUACAAGAGAGCGAUCAGCCAUUAGCUCUUGGUCCAUUUGUGCUUGCCCACUUAUACAGAUGUCUUCACCAUUGUGUGACCGAAGGACUGAACCCAAAUUGGUCUGGGCCAUUGUGGAUUUUUCAGUUGUGGCUGCACACUUACUUUCCCACUUUCAGACAGCCGGGUUUAGCAUUGGCCGUAGACACCACUCUUGGACAACAAUUGGCUUCUCUUGAUUUACUUCCUCAUUCGGCAGAAGAGUGUUUUGAGGUGUUGUUCAAGUGUCCAGAGUUUUCUGCAGAACAGUUUGCCGUUUGUUUUAGUAGGAAGUAUCCAUCCUAUCUUGCAAUAGAUAUCAGCCAACACGCCUCAGAAAGUGAGACGAGAUGGGAGACUGCGUGUUUAGCUUGGAAGAGUGCAAUAGGUAUGAGGGAUCUCUUCUGGGGUGCCUUGUCUGGUAAAACACUCAAGUGUGGAGUGGAGUUAUAUUCACCAUCCUAUUUCAGUCGUCAGUUGGGAUAUUAUCAAGCUAUACCGGCUCCGGUGCCAGAAUCGUCAAACCGAUAUAGUUCAUUGCUAGCCGUUUUCUCCAACAAGGACGACAUUGAGCAGAAUAAUAAGGCGUUUGUGUACAACAUGAGCUUUCCCAUGAAGACAAGAGUAGCAACUAGCAAGAGUUCCUCCCAGUUCAGAGAGUGGUGGGCGAAACGAGUAGGUAGCCGCUUUAAAGAUGGGUUGGUGUCGGCUAGGCGAUCGGCUUUUGCAGGAAAUCCAUGGGCACAAGAAAAGCCGAAAGCUGUAAGGCGUGGUAAAAUAACAAGCAAAGUUUCUAGAGCAAUCCCAACUAUAAGUGGCCAAGAAUCUUUGAAGAAGUGUGCUAAAGGGAGCACAAAGAGAAAGGCCAUCCAUAGUGCGGCCACUGAGGCGACCAAAGAUGGUGCCACUUUGUCUUCAACGUCUCAAUCUCCUCAAGCAAAACAACUGGUAACACAAGAUGAGCAAUCGUCUGAGAGCGAAGAACAAUUGUGCGUGGCCAAACGAAGUUGCCUGUGGGGGAGAUAAUUUCUCUUGAAAGAAUGGCUGAAAGCGAAGUUGUGACAAGGAAUAUGGAAGAAACACUUGUGCUCACCCAAACUUCAACGCAAGCCAGUAUUCCCUCCUCGUCGUUUAGUGAGCAACACCUGGUGUUGGCUAAUGAACUAGAAUGUAAUCAAGGGUUUGAAGCCGAACUUCAGGCUUUCAUGAGGGCAUUUUCGGCCGAUGCUCUAAUCCAACCAGAAUGCUGCUCGGCCAUUUUGCAGUUACCGGCCACUCAAUUGACAUCAAGGGAGGAAAUUGAUGGGGCUUUGAAGGUGGUAAAGGAAGCGUUAACGCAGCCAUUAAAAGAAUUUGUGGAAACAGGCCAACUAUCAAAAGUGAAAGUGGCCAUGGAUUUGUUACUUGGAGCCAAAUACUUUGCCCCUCCCAAGGUAGCUCUUAUUGGUGAGAAGUUAGAAGUGUUGACCCAACAAAUAUCCCGUGCAGCUGGUUCUUACCAAGAAAUAGAAAAGAGGAGACAACAAAUCUCGGCUUGUGAGCUAAUGAAGAAAGCCUUGGUUCCCGAGUUUGGGUGGUGUAUGGAACAAAAACGGGUUGUGGAGUCUCUUGAAGGCAAGAUAAAUGAGUUGGAAAGACAAUUGGCAUCCUUGAAACAAGAGAGAGAAGAAGUGGGGGAAAAGCUCCUUCAGAGGAGUAAGCAGUGUUUCCAAAGUCAAGGACAACUGAAGAAGAUAGAGGCCGAUUUGAAAGCUUCCGAGCCUAGGUGUAUGCAACUUGAGAGUGACCUUCAGGCCACUAGUUGUACCUUGGGAGCUCUUAAUGAUUUAUUAGCCGAGGAAUGAUGAUUGAUGUAUGUGGCUCUUUUGUCGGCCAUUGGCCGGUUUUUAUAAACAUUUGAAAGUUAUGGGCCGAUGAAAAACUUAAUUAAUUAUUUGCUUGCCGGUAGAUUAUCAUAAA
This is a messenger RNA of Rosa chinensis, 3233 nucleotides long. RefSeq lists its product as uncharacterized. Bases 384 to 2300 code for a protein of 638 amino acids. The record is from RefSeq and is a predicted model, not a curated record. The transcript is spliced from 6 exons. Gene Ontology annotation, biological process: meristem maintenance; meristem development. NCBI's taxonomy places the organism in Eukaryota, Viridiplantae, Streptophyta, Magnoliopsida, Rosales, Rosaceae.